AUCAGGUGGGGAGUCAGCUGAUUUCAUCCCAAACAGGAAGAGGAAGUGACAAACAGCCAUGCUAAUAUAGUGCUAUUUUGUGCUCGUUUUACUUGAUAAGAGAAGUGCUGAAGCUUAAAGAUGUUUGGCGGGGAAGAUGAAGACGGAGACUUUCUGUCCCCAACAGGAGGAGCUAAGUUGGCCUCCCUUUUUGGACUGGACCAGGAAACCAGUCAAGGAAACGAGUCCUUCCAAUAUACAGCCCCCAAGCAGCCCAGGAAGGCCUCCAAUCUCGCACCAGAGAGUCAGAAACAGCCUGGAGCUCCUACAGUGUUACAUGCCUCAGCAGUUCAGGCCUUUAAAUACAUUAAUGGACAAUAUGUGAAGCAAGGAAAACUGGGAGCUGCUAUUCUGGGCAACCAUGCAACAAGAGAGUACAAGCUUCUGCUGUAUUUGAGCCAACAGAAACCAGUGACUGCUGCCAGGAUUCAUUUGGGCUUUAUUUUUACGGUACAGCUGAACAAAUAUUGCACCUUUUAUGAUGACCAGAGGCAGAACUGGUCCUUGAUGUUUGAAUCUGAGAAAAACGCAUCUGAUUUUUGCAAAGAGGUGUGUUUGGCCAAGGCAAAUUGUUCCUCCUCUUUAGAAACUGUGGUGACUCAGGAUCUGAGUCUUGGUGAGGGCCAAGCUGUGGAGAACGGAGACUCUGUAGAGGUGGAAUACACUGGCUGGCUCUUCCAGAACCACUCCAUCGGACAGAUGUUUGAUUCGAACAUCAACAAAGAUAAGCUUCUACGACUUAAAAUCGGAGCAGGGAAAGUAAUCAAGGGAUGGGAAGAAGGUAUGCUGGGGAUGAAGAAAGCUGGCCGCCGUCUCGUUAUCAUCCCACCCAGUCUAGCUUAUGGAUCCAAGGGAUUUCCGAAUCGAGUCCCACCUAACAGCACCCUGAUCUUUGAAGUGGAGCUGCGACGGGUAAAGUUUUCCAAAGAAAGUGGAUCGGAUCAAACAAGCGCCAGCUCCAGAGAGUCUGCUGCUCCCUCCCCAGUACCAUCUCCAGCCCCCAGUGUAGAAAGUCUGUCCUCAGAGCCUUCGUCAGCAUCGGGCAAACCAGGGGAGCCACCACUCCGAGCCAAAUCAAACUCUUUGGGUGAACAGCUGGGGCAGCAGAAUCCAGAUGCCACAAAAGCAAAGCUGAUUUCUCGCAUGGCAAAGAUGGGGCAGCCCAUGCCCUUUCUGACCGGAGCCGCCAGCCAACCUGAAUCUAGCGACUCGGAACUAGAGGACACCAGCAUCAACAGAGUGAAGGGUUACACUGCAGCUCCAUCUUCACUGCCGAUCACAGCUCCAACUCCUGCUUCCACAAUGGUCUAUCCUCAUCCUCACACUGCUCCGUCAUCUGCCUUACUUCCUGUCAUUCCCUCUGUCGGCCCUUAUUCUGGUCUUCAAGGAGGCAGCCAUGCUUUUCAGACCUCUACAGCGCCGUCUCAGAUGCAGGCCGUUGGCCAGGUUUACCCUCCUCAGGCCGUCCCAUAUGUAGGUUCUGGGGAUUUGACCUCCUUCUUGAUGACAGAGGCUCGGCAGCACAACACAGAGAUCCGAUUAGCCAUGGGAAAAGUGGCUGAUAAGGUGGAUCAACUAGCCACCAAAAUUAGUGAUCUUGAAAGACAAGGAACUCAUUCUUCUGGUGUUUCUGGAAUGACGAUGGAAACUUCUAUGAUUGUGCACAACAUUAACCGAAUUGUUCAGGAAAAUGAAGCUUUAAAAAAGGAAUUGUUUGAAAAGAGCUCUCGUAUAGAGGAGCAGAACCGUAAGAUUGGGGACCUAAUCAACCAAAACCAGAAAUACAUGGAGCAGAGUCACCAGAUGCUGGAACAGAGGAACGACACCCUCAAGUCCUCCAGUGAACAUAGCCAGGCCAGAUUACUGCAGGCUGAGCAAGACAAGCAGCAUGCUCGGCCACUGGACCAGGUCCGUCUGACAGAGGAGCUGGCUUCGUCCACUGCACGGGUCUCUCAGCUGCAGCUUGAAGCUACAGCUCACCAACAGAAGGCCAUAAAGCUUCAGUGUGAGCUCAGCUCAGUGUUGCAGGACAGUGAGAGCCACUGCAAACGCAUUGCUGCCCUGGAAGCACAGCUCGAAGAGCUGAAGGAGGCUGCAGACAGGGCUCAGAAUCAGUACCGCUCAGAGAAGCAAAGGCGCAAAGAGAUGGAGCUGAAAGUCAGUUCCAUGGAAGAGGAGCUGCAGGACCUGAAAUCAGAUAAAGAGAACCUAGAACGAGCUCUAUCAGAUAGGAAGAAGAAGUGGCAGACAGAACGUCAGCAUCGAGAAGAGGAGAUGGAGGAGCUCCGGAAGAACAACCUGCAGGAACUUGAAAACCUUCGAGCUCAGCUCCGGAAGGCCAGGACCUGCAAUGACAGUGCUGCAUCAGAGCAGCUGUCUCAGCUGCAGGCAGAGCUAGAAGAAGAAUGGAAGAGGAAGAGUGAGCAGAUGUUAGCUGCAGCUAAAGAACAGCACCGCAGAGAGCUGGCAGAAUUAGUGGAGAACAGGGACACACAUCAGGAGAUGCUAGCAACUGAGGUGAAACGUGUGAUGAAUGGAGUGUUUCAUUCUCUGCGGGCAGAGUUUGAGGUCAAUGAAUCGUACAGUGGCAAGGCUGUGCUGGGGGUGAUUGUCACAACCAUCAAGAAUGUAACCCUGCAGCUGCUGAGUGGCAAAGAUCCAUCCCAACUAAAACCAGAUAACAAAGAAGAUGAAAAUGAGGAAAGUCAGGAUGUGAAACAACCGGAAAAGAAAUGUAAUGUUCAAGUUAAUGGGGAAAGAGAAGUGAAAGAGGAAGAGAUGGUUGAGGAGGAACAUGUGGCCGAUGCAAAUUAUCACCAAGUCAAUGAAGCUGAGAAUGUUCAGGAGGAGGAACCAGAAAUGGCGAAUAAGUCAGAGACACCAAGCCAAGCAGGCGAUUCUGAAGCUGUUGGUCUUCAGUCCGUUUCCUGCACUGAAUCUGCAUUUCAGGAUCUGGAAAGGCAACAAAUAGCAUCAGAGGUUAAGGAAGAAGAACAGGAGCAACUAUCUGCUACACAUACUAACGAAGCAGAUAUGAGCAAGCGUUUGGGUCCUGAUGAUGAGACCCCUCUGCCUACAGAUGAUCAAGAAAAAGCUGCUGAAGUGAGCAGCGGGGUAGAUGUUAAGGGAGAUUCAGAAAGUGUGGAUGAUACAGAUAAUGUUUCAGAAAUAAUUGCUGUUGCUGCUUCUCUGAAAGCAUUUGGACCCCCAGCCAACCCUCCUCCGCCUCCAAUGGCUGAGCAUAAUAACUCUGGAGAUGACAAAAGUCUGACUGAAGGAAUUGGUGAGGAAAAUGGAGAAGAGUCAUUUUUCCAGAGCACGCCUCCUUCCAAACCCCCUGCUGCCGCAAGUGAGGAGGAAGAGGAGGAUGAUAUGAGCUUAAAGGGGCGUCCACCACCCGCCCCUCUGUUUGGUGACGAUGAAGAAGAUGAAGAUCUGGACUGGCUGAGCUGACUUCAGCCCUGGUUGUUGGCUCUGUCCUUUGGAGCAUCCGGGACAGAAACCCAGCCACUUUACACUCUGAUUGUGGAACAUAAAACAUCUCUGUACUGCAAUGAAAAAUCAAUUCCCUUUACUUUAUUCUCAAAGAACCUGUUGUGGAUGUUAUUUUUAUGUCGCACUUAGCAGAUCAGAUUUUCUAAAAUCCCCAUUAGUGACCUUUUCAGUUUUAAACAAUGUGACACGGUUUUUAAGAAUAACCAUUUUACUCACAUCAGAUUCAUGUUGCAGUAUUUGGCCUGGCUUUUUUUUUAAAUGUUAAACUCUUUCUUAAGAGCAGUUUCAUAUGGGAAAUUCAGGAAUUUUACUAAUACAUGUCAGCAUUCUUUCCCUAAUGUAAUUAAAUUAUUCCUACAAUACAAUU
Cyprinodon variegatus (sheepshead minnow) is the source of this 3901-nucleotide messenger RNA. It is a transcript of the gene fkbp15b, whose product is annotated as FK506 binding protein 15. Gene Ontology annotation, molecular function: peptidyl-prolyl cis-trans isomerase activity. The transcript is spliced from 28 exons. Lineage: Eukaryota; Metazoa; Chordata; Actinopteri; Cyprinodontiformes; Cyprinodontidae. Gene Ontology annotation, cellular component: growth cone. Bases 121 to 3492 code for a protein of 1123 amino acids. The record is from RefSeq and is a predicted model, not a curated record.